UUUUUUGAAUUAAAAGAUUUCUUUGAAAAAAAACUUAUUUUAUUAUUCGCGCGAUUUUUAAGCUUCUAUAGUUUAUGUCCUAAUCGAUUAUCGAUUGACGGGCAAAUUAUAACAAUAUUACAAUAGAUCCAAAAACGCGAUCUAUUUUUUUUUUCAAUUAUGAUGUCACACCUUCCGUCAUUUCGACCUCGUCCAAUUGGAAUACCUCGCAGAUUUUACCUACCACUCUUUUUCCUCAGAGGCCUUAGUAUAGUACCUGCCACCUAUAGUUUUUUUUCAUGUAUUUCAUAUGCGAAUUAUGUUAAUGAACGUGACGCAGAUGGCUUUUUGGAAUUAAGAAGCACCGAGUUGGAUUACUGGUUAGGUUCCAUAUGGUGUCUUUUGGCCGGUCUUUGGAGUUAUUGGCUUGCGGAUGGUCUCAUGCGCCGAUGGCUCUUUUAUUAUGAAGUCAGCAGCGCGAUAAUCCGUUUAAUUUCAUUACAAGCUAUUAAUUGGGUUAUUACAGCUUUUGUAAUAACACAUUAUGGUCCAGAUGAGCCAAUUUGGGCUUGGAUGAUUUGUAGCGUUGUUUUAGCCGUAUGCAACACAAUUCAAUGGCUCUUUACUUCAACCACGAAAUAUCAGAAAGCUGAUGAACCUGAAAAAAUAAGACAAUUGAUAGUGAGAGAAAUAUUUCGUUAUAUAGUUAUACCUCUUGCAAUAUUUACAUUUAUUACGAUGAUUUUUCUUCUUGAACAGCAAUCAAGAAUCCGUUAUAAUUCCAAUCUUGGACUUACAACUUACAAAUUGAACACUAAUUUGAAUCUUAAUGAUAUUCGUUCAGAUUCAAACGUCAAAGUAAUAAUGAUCGUAUUAUCAUCAUGGACGGAAAGUGGAUAUAAGAAAAGACAAACAUUCCGUGAUACUUCUGCAACAUUAUUUCCUCAAAAUUCAAAGAAAAUUUCAAUAGCUUAUCGGUUUAUUCUAGGAGAUGCUCCAUCAUCUAAAGCACAAAUGAACAUGGGACAAAAACUUCUCGAUGAAUCAAAAAGAUAUGGGGACAUAAUUAUUGUACCUACUUCUGAUUCACAAGAUAAUUUAAGUCGUAAGGUUUAUAAGGGAUUUGAAUGGUCCAAUAAAUAUGCCUUUGAUUAUAUUGUGAAAGCAAACGAUGAUAUAUUCGUACGUAUGGACAUUUUAUCUCACGAAUUGGAAGAAUUAGGUCCUGAUAAAAAAUAUUAUUGGAAAGGUCUUAGUUAUUGGAAUAUUCCGACUCGUAACGCAGAAAUUAAAAAUACAGCUGUUGGUUAUAAACUUCCUGUAUUUCCACCAUUUACAGCAGGAGCAUUUUAUAUAUUAUCACGUGAUAUAAUCUCUCUGCUUGUAACUGAUACACCCCGUCUUUUUAUAAAGAAUGAUGACCAAAAUUUAGGUAUAUGGCUUUUUCCUUACAAUAUUAAGCCAAUUCAUGAUCGACGUAUUCAACAAACUGAUGUUUGCGAAGAUGAUAUGAUUGCCAAACGUUUUGGUGAAGAUUUUGAAGGUGGUCAAAUUAUGAAAGACAUGUAUGAGAAUGUUAUAAAUCACAGAAGGAUGUGUGAAGGAUUUAAACAACGUUUUUGUGCAUUGUGUUAUCCUUGUUGGGGACGAGAAAAUCACUGGAAAGAUUUGAACUUUGAUUGUGAUGAUGUAAAAGGCAUAACUUUACUUAAUCAGACAACUUUGAUCAUUGAUAAUCCUAAAUACCCCGUGUCCGUAUUUGAUGAUCCCAUGAAUGUCACAAUGGGAAGUGAGGAAGAUAGGUGGAUAAUCCCAGGUCUUCUUUCACAGCAUUCUUCAGUAUAUUCUCGGACAAAUCAGUGGUAUUUAUUACAUUGGGUAUGUUGGACAACAGAUCCAUCUACUUUCCAAGAACGUCAUUACAAAGCUAUAGAGCUUAUUUGGGUUCAUACUCCUAAAGCUAUUGUUUUCGUCUUAACAACAACUUUACCACAAGAUUUUUUCUUGGAAUAUCAAAAUCAAGGUUAUAUAAUUCAUGUGAUUAAAUUUAAUAAGGAAUUGAUGUUGGAACGACAAUGGUUUCUUGGCCAGAAUUCCAAAAACUGGCUUAAUGAUUGGAAUAAGUUGGAAAAUAAUCAGUUCUUUUCUUAUCAUUUAACUGAUUAUAUGCGAUAUUUGUUAUUAUAUAAGUACGGUGGUGUUUAUAUGGAUAUUGAUGCUCUUUGGGUACGAGCCCCACCAGAUACAAACAUUGAAUUCAUUGGGUCGGAUUCUUCGAGUAUUUCUUCAGAUUUUGAAUGGACGUUAGAUAAAGAUGGCACAUAUCUUGUGCCCGGAGUUAUGAGGUUUAAAAAAGGUUGGUCUAUGUUUAGAGAGAUAAUGGAACAAGCUUUAUCUCCUAGUUAUUCUCCAUCAUGUUUCAACUGUAUUGGUUCUCGAGCAAUAACAGUUUAUGUUAAAGAAUAUCGAGAAGUUCUUGAAAGACAUGGACUCAUAAUUUUACCUAAUCAUAUUCUUUGCCCACGAAAUUAUAUUCAUAUUGACAAACUUUUGAGAUCUGAUCCAAUUGCUCAAAAAGAAUUUCAAAAAAUAGGAGAAUCAUCCUGGAAUAUACAUUUGUUCGGAAGAUCGACUAACUAUCAAUUUAUUGAAAAUGGCAGUGUAAUUAGUUUAUUAUUAAAGACAUUUUCUUUAGAUGUUCCUCACGCAUCGGCUCCAUUAAUAGCAGGCGGGAAACCAAAUUUUAGUAAUCCAUCAUAUCCAUUCGUCUUGGAAGGACCAAAGAAAUAUCGAUUUGUGUCCUCAACUACAGUAAAAGAAGUGGAUCAAUAUACAGGAUCUUUAAAUGGGCAAUUUCAAGGUUUAAAUUUAAUAUUUAUACGUGGUGGACCUCCAAUAGUAAAUCAAACAACGAUAAAAGCGAAGGCCUUAAAUGGAAAAUUAUCUUUUAAUUUACAUGGUGGAGAUUGGAGUGAAAGUUCUCUUACAAUUAAUAAUUCAACGAAAAAGGACGUUAAUGCUUUACUAAAUACUCUUACAUAUCGUCCAAAUGAUCACUUACGGAGAACGGAAGAAAAAGAUGAUAUCAGUUUAGAAGUUACAUAUGGUGACCACCAAGCUAAAUUAAUAAUUGAAAUUGAAAUUCCUAUUUGGCAAGAUAACGUUGAACCCUCUUUAAAAUAAGAUGGAUAAAUUUUUAUAAAUUUUUUGAGUACAAUCAAGACAAUUUUUUUUUUAUUGUAGUUUUAUGAAAAUUUUUUGUUUUUACACAGACUAUUAUUAUAAAAUUUUUAUCAGAAAAAAAAAAAGCGCGUAAAUUUGUCGCGCGUUUGGUUGAAUCACGUGAUGUACAUAUUCUCUUUAAUAAUAAAAGGAUGAAUCUUUUUAUCAUGAACAGAUAUUUAAUUCUUAUGAAAUUUAGUAAU
Molecule: messenger RNA, 3404 nt
Organism: Rhizophagus irregularis DAOM 181602=DAOM 197198
Lineage: Eukaryota; Fungi; Glomeromycota; Glomeromycetes; Glomerales; Glomeraceae
Source: RefSeq, a predicted model, not a curated record